Messenger RNA from Scaptodrosophila lebanonensis, 463 nucleotides. It is a transcript of the gene Spase12, whose product is annotated as signal peptidase complex subunit 1. Gene Ontology annotation, cellular component: endoplasmic reticulum membrane; signal peptidase complex. The record is from RefSeq and is a predicted model, not a curated record. Lineage: Eukaryota; Metazoa; Arthropoda; Insecta; Diptera; Drosophilidae. The coding region runs from base 94 to 390 and encodes 98 amino acids. Gene Ontology annotation, biological process: protein targeting to ER. The transcript has 3 exons.
UGUUGAGGAAGAGGAAGCACCGGCCAGACCUACUGCUGACGUGCCCGAACAUCGUACGAAUUUGUUUAUUUUUUGUAUAAGAUUAAACGUACAAUGCUGGACAUACAAACGCAUAUGGAUUACGUUGGCCAAUCAAAAGCGGAACGCUGGUCACGAAUUAUCAUCACUUUCUUCGGUGUUGUCGGACUAAUAUGGGGCGCCAUUGUACAGCAGUUCUCUCAAACGGUUUACGUGCUUGGAGUUGGGUUCAUUCUCUCCUCACUGAUCACUAUUCCACCGUGGCCACUGUUUCGUCGCAAUCCUCUCAAGUGGCAGAAACCGGUGUCUAAUAAUGAGCAGAAGCAACAAACAAGCGAGUCUGGCGACGAGGGCAAGAAAAAAAAGAAGUAGGAAUUUAAAUAGCUGAGCUUUUAGCUUAAAUGUUGUAUUUAACUUAAAUAAAUUAAUACAUCCCUAAAUUGGA